AUGCAUCGAUAUCAACAACAAUUACUCUGCUUCAUUUUAUUUCUUGCAUUAGCAUAUGCAGAAUUGAAAAUCACUGGUUUUAAAUCGCAUGGUGCUGAUAAAACUGGUAUUUACGAUACGCAUGUCGACUUAGAAGCAGAGAUCACCGAUUGUUCAAAUUGUGAGUGCGAAGUGCGCAUCGAUAAUGCAUUCGACCCACCCACUCAAGUUAAGUUGGCGGAAGACAAAAAAACGGGCACUUCAACAAUUCCAUAUCUCAAGCCACACACCACUUACAAAUUCAUUUUAACCUGUAAAGAGCCCACCGACGGAGCAAAAGCAGAAUCCAAAAAUUUAGAAAUCAAAACAGAUUUCGACCGUCCUUUAGCUCCUCUUAAUAUCGCACAUGAGUUUCCUACAGGUCUCUUAAGACCUCGAUUUACGUGGCAAUCUUCUCCAAGCUCCUCUUUGAAUCCAAGCAUUACUUACAAAGUCAUCGUCGAUAAUAAGGAGAUUGGCAAGGCGGGAAGCACAGUAUAUACAGGAUCGCAUGACUAUGAACAAAAAAGUGAGCAUACAUAUAAUGUGCUUGCAUGCUAUGAAAACCAUCAAAAAUAUCCCCUUUGUUCCACUGAUGAUAAUUCCAAAAAAGUGUUCAAAGUGCCUGAGCUGAUUAUAACAACAACAACUACUACUACUACGACAACAACAACAACAACAACAACAACAACCACAACCACUACUACAAGCACAACGACGACAACCGAAGCCUCAUCUGCUACCCUUUCAAAUUCUAUCUCUAUUGCUAUGCUCAUCUUUUCUCUUUUCUUGUGUAUGCAAAUGAAAUAA
Molecule: messenger RNA, 828 nt
Organism: Adineta ricciae
Lineage: Eukaryota; Metazoa; Rotifera; Eurotatoria; Adinetida; Adinetidae
Source: the annotation of a GenBank genome assembly